ACCACGCUCGAGUGGGAGUCGAAUCUUCUGCGGAACCGUUUGCUUUCAUUUCAGCACGAGCCCGUCGCGCGCCGUUUCCAUCUGCGCUUCAAACCAAAACAAACUUCGUCCGGUUAAUUUCCCGCAUCACUAAGGGAUUAUUCGGAGUUUUCUGUGGAAAGGCGGUGAAUAAGGUCAAGCAAAAGAUGAGUGUGGAGGCGUACGGGCCGAGCUCGCAGACGCUCACCUUCCUGGACACGGAGGAAGCGGAGUUGCUCGGGGCCGACACGCAGGGCUCCGAGUUCGAGUUCACUGACUUCACGCUGCCCAGUCAGACCCAGACGCAGGGCCAGACCCAAAGCCAACUGGACAAUCAGGUGAACGGGCCUGAUGGCGUUCUGCCCAAUGGAGAGGAUGCAGUGGUGAAGACUAGUCAACUUUUGGCUGAGCUGAACUUUGAAGAGGAUGAGGAAGAUACCUACUACACUAAAGACCUGCCUGUGCAUGCCUGCAGCUACUGUGGCAUUCAUGAUCCAGCAUGUGUGGUCUAUUGCAAUACCAGCAAGAAAUGGUUCUGCAACGGCCGUGGAAACACCUCUGGCAGUCAUAUUGUGAACCACUUGGUGAGGGCCAAAUGUAAGGAGGUGACCCUGCACAAGGACGGCCCACUUGGCGAGACCAUUCUGGAAUGCUAUAACUGCGGCUGCCGUAACGUCUUCCUCCUCGGCUUCAUCCCAGCUAAAGCCGACUCUGUGGUGGUGCUUCUGUGCAGGCAGCCGUGUGCGAGUCAGAGCAGUCUGAAGGACAUUAAUUGGGACAGCUCUCAGUGGCAGCCCCUCAUUCAGGACCGCUGUUUCCUGUCCUGGCUGGUGAAGAUCCCAUCUGAACAGGAGCAGCUGAGAGCCCGUCAGAUCACUGCUCAGCAAAUCAACAAGCUCGAGGAGCUCUGGAAGGAAAACCCAACAGCAACUCUGGAGGAUUUGGAGAAACCUGGAGUAGAUGAGGAACCUCAGCAUGUUCUACUUCGCUAUGAAGAUGCCUACCAGUACCAGAACAUUUUUGGCCCACUCGUGAAACUAGAGGCUGACUAUGACAAGAAACUCAAAGAGUCCCAAACUCAAGACAAUAUAACAGUAAGGUGGGACUUGGGAUUGAAUAAAAAGCGGAUAGCUUAUUUCACUCUGCCCAAGACGGAUUCAGGUGACAUGCGACUGAUGCAGGGAGAUGAGAUCUGUCUGCGCUAUAAAGGAGACAUGGCUCCACUCUGGAAAGGCAUUGGACACGUCAUCAAAGUACCAGACAAUUAUGGAGACGAGAUCGCCAUCGAGCUGCGCAGCAGUGCAGGAGCGCCUGUGGAGGUGCCACAUAACUUCCAGGUGGAUUUUGUCUGGAAAUCAACAUCUUUUGACCGUAUGCAGAGCGCUCUGAAGAUGUUUGCCGUGGACGAGACCUCCGUGUCUGGUUACAUCUAUCAUAAGCUGUUAGGUCAUGAAGUGGAGGAUGUUAUCAUUAAAUGCCAGCUGCCCAAACGCUUCACUGCGCAGGGUCUGCCAGAUCUCAACCACUCACAGGUUUAUGCUGUGAAGACAGUACUCCAGAGACCUCUUAGUCUCAUCCAAGGGCCUCCAGGGACUGGCAAGACUGUCACCUCUGCCACCAUCGUCUACCAUCUGGCCAGACAGGGCAAUGGUCCAGUGCUGGUUUGUGCUCCGAGUAACAUCGCUGUGGACCAGCUCACAGAGAAGAUCCAUCAGACGGGACUGAAGGUGGUUCGUCUGUGCGCUAAGAGUCGCGAGGCCAUCGACUCACCAGUGUCAUUCUUGGCCCUGCACAAUCAGAUCCGCAACAUGGACAGCAUGCCAGAGUUGCAGAAACUGCAGCAGCUGAAAGACGAGACCGGCGAGCUGUCGUCUUCUGACGAGAAACGCUACCGAGCUCUCAAACGAACAGCUGAGAGAGAGCUGCUCAUGAAUGCAGACGUGAUCUGCUGCACGUGUGUGGGUGCGGGCGACCCUCGGCUGGCUAAGAUGCAGUUCCGCUCCAUUCUCAUCGAUGAGAGCACGCAGGCCACGGAGCCUGAGUGCAUGGUGCCAGUGGUGCUUGGGGCCAAACAGUUGAUUCUGGUUGGUGAUCACUGCCAGCUGGGUCCGGUGGUGAUGUGUAAGAAAGCAGCUAAAGCAGGUCUGUCUCAGUCUCUGUUUGAGCGUCUGGUGGUUCUGGGCAUUAGACCGAUUCGUCUGCAGGUGCAGUACCGCAUGCACCCCGCGCUCAGCGCUUUCCCUUCAAACAUCUUCUACGAGGGAUCUCUGCAGAACGGAGUCACCGCAGCUGAUCGCAUCAAGAAAGGUUUUGACUUCCAGUGGCCUCAGCCAGAUAAGCCCAUGUUCUUCUACGUGACUCAAGGCCAGGAGGAGAUUGCAAGUUCUGGCACCUCCUAUCUCAACAGGACUGAAGCUGCUAAUGUGGAGAAGAUCACCACGCGUCUGCUGAAGGCCGGAGCCAAACCCGAUCAGAUUGGCAUCAUCACACCGUAUGAGGGCCAGCGCUCUUAUCUGGUGCAGUACAUGCAGUUCAGCGGCUCACUGCACACCAAACUCUACCAGGAAGUGGAGAUCGCCAGCGUGGAUGCCUUCCAGGGCAGAGAGAAAGACUUCAUCAUUCUGUCUUGCGUCAGAGCUAACGAACACCAGGGAAUCGGCUUCCUUAACGACCCACGCCGUCUCAACGUGGCGCUUACCAGAGCCAGGUAUGGUGUAAUCAUUGUGGGCAAUCCUAAAGCUCUGUCUAAACAACCUCUGUGGAACCACCUGCUCAACUACUAUAAAGAGCAGAAAGUUCUGGUGGAGGGACCACUGAAUAACCUGAGAGAGAGUCUCAUGCAGUUCAGCAAACCACGCAAGCUCGUCAACACCAUCAAUCCUGGAGCUCGUUUCAUGAGCACCGCCAUGUAUGAUGCGAGAGAGGCCAUGAUUCCUGGAUCCGUGUAUGAUCGCAGCAGCACCGGACGUCCAACUAAUAUGUAUUUCCAGACCCAUGAUCAGGUUGGAAUGAUUGGGACGGGGCCGAACCCCAUGGGCUCCAUGAACAUACCGAUCCCAUUCAACCUGGUCAUGCCACCCAUGCCUCCACCCAGUUACCUGGGCCAGGUGAACGGACCGGCCACUGGUCGUGGUGCUCCUAAAGGCAAGACCGGAGGUCGUGGAGGUCGUCAGAGGAACCGUGGCACCGGUAACCAUGGCAGCGGGCAAGCCAACAUGUCGAGCAGUCAGGCCAGUCAGGAUCUGGUGUCUCAGCCGUUCUCUCAGGGUCCUCUGACCCAGGGCUACAUCACCAUGAGCCAGCCAUCUCAGAUGAGCCAGCCUGGACUCUCUCAACCGGAGCUGUCACAGGACAGUUAUCUGGGUGACGAGUUCAAAUCGCAGAUGGAUGUGGCGCUCUCGCAGGAUUCCACCUAUCAGGGUGAACGGGCAUACCAACACGGAGGAGUGACUGGACUCUCACAGUACUAGAGUGUUGUUGGAACAGGAGCUAGGCCUGUGCUGAGCUUAGUUCAUCAGCAUUUUAAAUAUGGGUAAAUAUAAAAAAAGAACAAACAUGGAUGCCCGUUUACCACUGUUACAACUGAAGCACCAUGGUGUGAGAGCAACAGAAGAGAAUCAAACCAAUCACAAGAGGGAGUGAAGCUGGACAGGACGAAAGAGAACGUGAAAGAAUGGAGGGACAAUCCACCAUUCGUUGACGACGGGGAGAGGAGAGACGCAGUGUUCAGGAGGAGACCACGAGAUCUUCCAUCUGCAACUCCGCAACGUGGAGGGCGGUUGCUCCCGGAGCGCAGGGGGGCCCUUCUCAGCGUCCUCUCUCUCGCCUGGCUGCAGACGCCAGCCUCGGGCCUUGCCCUGCCAACCAGAGAUGGAGCAAAAAGAUGAAGUUCUCUUAAAACUACCUGCAAAAACCCACGCUUGCUCUGUCGUCUCCACGAGCUGAGAGAGAGGGUGACGUAUUUACAGUAAUUAUUAACGCUUUUCAAGCAGCUGAUUUUUGGGAAAAGAAAAAUUUCCCCUCAAAGUUGACAUCUAACGGUCAGGUUCUGCCACCGAACAUCUUUAGCGUUUUGUUUUCGCCAGAGAUCUCAUCUCGAACCGAGGUGCUAGGACGCUCCGCAGAUGGAUUCAACUUUGAGGAAAGUUUUGGGCCUGAAGUUUGGGAGGGUAGAGAUUCCCGAACGGAGAGACCGUCGCAUCCGUGUCUCUCUCCGUGAAGAGACUCUCCUCUAAAUGAUAUAAAAAGAUAAAGGGGUAGUUUAAACAAAUGGCUUUGGGGCUUAUUUUUUCUUUGAAAUGUUUGCCUCUUCAGAGCUGAUGCAGAAGGGGUCGAGAGAUCUGUCCUUUCUUAUUUUUCACCUUUCUUUUUAAAUGGUUUGUGUUCAAGUAGAAUAAAAGCUGUGAUGUAGAACCGCUCGAUUAGAUGUGGCGUCUUAAUAAUCUCACAGAUUAAAAUCACAAUAAAACCAACUCCCUAAAUGAGACCACAAAGACUCAGAUUGUGCAUUGGUCAGUCACAACAAGUCGAAAUCGGGUUUAAAAGUGACACAACACCAACAUAUACACAGUAAGCCUCUCCCACUGCUAUUCUGUCCAAUCAGGAAGACCAAUGACAUCAUAUUAUUAUUAUUAUACACAUGCAAAAGCCUGAAUCGCACGAGUUAAAGGUGUGAAAAAUAAUGAAUUGCCGUAAGGAGAAAGCAGUAAGAGAUCGCCUAAAUGAAGGACCUGCAGGUGAGAUUGUUGCUGUUUAUGUGUCUGACUGUAGGAGGCGCUGUUGCGCACUCUUGCAUCCUGAUGAUGUCAGUGAGAGUGGGCGGUAACAAACCGCCCUAGAGGAGUGUGUGUGUGUUUGUGUGCUUUCCAAAAAUGCCCUCCCUCAUUAUUGUUUGUGCCAGAUGAUAUUUCUGCUUUGUUUUCUCUCAUAUACUCCGACGUUCAUGUAACCUCUCUCUCGGUGUGGAAAUUGCUCCUAAUUUAGAAUAUCUGGUUUUGGUUUUGAAGGACCCACUAAGAGUUUUAUGGCCACUUUUAACAUGUUUCGACCGAUGCCAGUCGCCUCAACUUUCUACUUUUACUUUGGAGUGUUUAUAAUUGCUGUUACUCUACAGUUACCGACUGUUUGAUAUUUACUGAUGUACCGGCACUCUCGUUUUAUAGCAUUUUUUUAUCAAUUUGUUUUAAAUCCACACAAUUUUUUUGCUUUCGACUUUUCUUCGCCCACAAGACAAUCAUGAUCCGAUGCGAAGAUUGCAAAAACAUUUAUUAGAGUAUGUACGCGUUCUUUUCCGUGAUGCUAUUCCCGAUGUUUCACGUUUAACCUCUUAUUUAGGGUAACUCAUAGUGAACUCAAUCUUAAACCGCUUUAUAGAGUGAUCUCUAUAAAGCGGUGAUCAUAGCUCUUAAUGAGGUUAGUUUGCAUUUUACAUCAACUGUAAAUAUCAGUGAAUAUCGUAACACCAGCCAAAAUGUUUUCCCAACAGUAAAACGAGGUCUGACGUGAUGCUAACACUCAAAGCAUUGCCACGGUGAUCCAUAGUGAUGUAUUCUGGUGAUUAUCAAAGAGCCUGUAGAAAUGCUGCCUCCAGGAAAUAUUGAGUUCAUCCUUAUUCGUGAGGUCCUGAAAGGUCCUGAAAGUCACAUUUGAAUAUUAAACUUGACUUUAUAAAUGUUGGGUAGACACAACAUACUGGUUGUACUAUAGAUUGAUAUACUACAACUUGCAAUGAAGAGGAAAACUGGGGAAAUAAAACCUGAUAUGAAGUAUGGUCCCGGAUUAUUUUGUUUUGUGGAAAGAACGAUCACCCCCACAGUAUGUACUUGUAAUGUUACAAAUAAAUGUUGAUUUCUUUCAUCCAACAGUUUUGAUUUGCUUGAUUUAUGAGUGUCAUAUUCAUAUACUGUGCAAGCAAUAAUAAUGAAGCUUGAAUGGGAGUUUCUUCCACUUUGGGCACUUUGAGCACGCCACCACGAGGACCUAGAGCGCAUUGGGAAUUGGGCAUGCCAAUUCAGUUUUUACACUCUUAUUUUGUUUGUAUUUAUUUUUUAUGUUCACUAAAAAUGUCCAAGAGUGCGUUUGAUGUCAGAUUUGUUUUGUCAGUUUUUCAGAAAGUCGUGAAUAUUCCCACCACAUCCUCAUUUCCAGCACAUCUCAAAUUCUGUAUUGAGUUUAAUAGAAUUCUGUGCUGGAAAUGACACUGAUGGAUCAUAUUUACAUUUACAUUUAUGCAUUUGGCAGAUGCUUUUAUCCAAAGUGACUUACAGUGCACUUAUUACAGGGACAAUCCCCCCGGAGCAACCUGGAGUUAAGUGCCUUGCUCAAGGACACAAUGGUGGUGGUUGUGGGGAGCAAACCAGCAACCUUCUGAUUACCAGUUAUGUGCUUUAGCCCACUACACUAUCCUAAAUACACAUAACUAAAUAAUAUUUUCAGACCUUUUGCAAAAUUACAGGUUGAUUGGAAAUCUUAUGCUCAUAAGUGAUAUUUCCCUUGAUGUUUCUUUGUUUUGUCUCAUAUUUCAUCUUCAACAUGCUCUUCACUGAUGCUUUUGUCUGCUUGACUAACAAGCACACUAACUUUUGAAAACUUUAUUAUGGGUAAAAAUGUUUGUUGUGGUGGAUAUGACGGCGCAACUGCAGGCCAGAGGUCGUUUUAUGAAGUUAUUGAAAUAUAGAUUUUCACAAUAAAUAUUGAAAUAUAUUACGUUUAUUUCACUCUUUGAUUAGAUGAUCAUAGUUUGAAACAAUCAUUUGUAUUUUAUUAUGAACUUUAAUCAUUAGAUAUUGAAAAAUCUUUAAAACAUUUGAAAAGCACCAAAAAUAAAUGAUAAUAACCUGGUAAAUGUUUUCAAGUCAGCUUUAAUGAGACAACCAAACCAUAACAAACAAGUUGACUAUAUGGUAAGUUGAGCAAUUUUGUUUACUUCGGGUUUUUAAAUAUUGUCUUUAAGCUCACAUCCUAGAAUAGAUUAUACAAAAUGCAUCAGUUUCUGAGUUCUGUGGUCUUAACUUGGUAAACUGAGCUGAAAUGAGCAGUUUCCACGCGCACGAUAAAUAGCAAACAAAAAGCUGGAACUUGAGCGGUCUUUCAAUCUUAUAUCCGUACUGUUGGUUUUGAGAAAUGUUUACAAGCCUUGUGUUUGAUUAAUGGAAUCACUGAUUUUUGGGAAAGAAUUUGCAAAUGUUUGAUAAAGAUCCUUAUGAGAGAAGCCAAGAAAUAAAACAAUUAUAUUACAGUACAUGUUACUAGAAGUUAUGCUGAUAUUUUUCUUUGAAAGCAGCUUGUAGUUAUUGCAGAAUCUGCCUUUUGUAGAAUUUAAAAAUUGUGUUACAAUGUACAAUUACUGUGGCUUUUUCUUUAUAUUAUUUAUGAAUAAGCAUGUUGACUUUAAUGCUGUUGUUAUAUAUGGCAGAGUGCCCAGACACAUGAAAGCCUGCUUGGAAUUUGCAAAAAAAUCACCUAAAAGACUCUGACUGUGAGGAACAAGAUUGAACUCUUUGGCCUCAAUUCCAAGCGUCAUGUCUGGAGGAAACCAGGCACUGCUUAUCACCCGCACAGUACCAUGCCAACGGUGAAGCAUGGUGGUGGUUGCAUCAUGCUGUGGGGGUGUUUUUCAGUGGCAAGGACUUGGGGACUGGUCAGGGUUGAAGGAAAGCUGAACGCAGCAAAAUACAGAUCAUCAAUGGAAACCUGCUCCAGAGCACUCAGGACCUCAGACUGGGCUGAAUGUUCACUUUCCAACAGGAGAAUGGCCCCAAGCACACAUCCAAGACAACACAAGGGGUGGCUUAGGGACAACUCUGUGAAUGUCCUUGAGUGACCCAGUCAGAGCCUGAACUUGAACGUAAUGGGACAUCUCUGGAAAGACCUGAAAAUGGCGGUCCACCGACGGUCCCCAUCCAACCUGACAGGGCUUGAGAAGAUCUGCAGAGAAGAAUGGCAGAAAAUCCCCAAAUCCAGGUGUGCAAAGCUUGUCACGUCAUACCCAUAAAAGUUAAGGGUCUGAAUACUUAUGUUAAUGAGAUAUUUCAGUUUUGUCUUUUUAAUAAAUUUGCAA
Molecule: messenger RNA, 8077 nt
Organism: Xyrauchen texanus (razorback sucker)
Lineage: Eukaryota; Metazoa; Chordata; Actinopteri; Cypriniformes; Catostomidae
Product: regulator of nonsense transcripts 1
Exons: 24
Coding region: 186-3488 (1100 amino acids)
Biological process (GO): nuclear-transcribed mRNA catabolic process, nonsense-mediated decay
Cellular component (GO): cytoplasm
Molecular function (GO): DNA binding; RNA binding; zinc ion binding
Source: RefSeq, a predicted model, not a curated record